AUGCGUUUCAGCACUGCUACCACUCUCUCGGCCCUGCUCGCCAUCGGCAGCGUCUCUGCCUCGGUCCUCCCCCGAGUGCUGGACAACUACGACCUCGCCCAGCCUGUCGCCUUUGAGCAGCGCGAAGUGGCCCCCACCCCUGCGCCUGCCGUCGAGGAGCGCGAGGUCCCCAUCCUUCAAUGUGCCGAGACACCCAUCAAGAUCGGACAGCUCAAGCUCGCCUCUGCUUCUGGCCGUGAAGUCUCUGCCGCCUUCGAAGGGCUGCGCAACGCCGACGGCUUCCAGAAGCUCGAUGUCCAGAAAGCCGGCCAGUCGGCACGAUUCGAGAACUUUGCCUUCACUGCGUGCAACAGCACCUUCCUGGGCUACCUCCCCGAAGCCAACAAGGCCGCCGAAGUCACCUACGGUCGUCUUCAACCUGCGCACCUGGUGGGCAGGCGUUGUGUUUCGGCGGACAAGCUGGCCACCGCCGACGGCAGGUUGAUCGCAGCCAAGUGCGAUCCCAGCGACGACUCGGUGCAGCUGACGCAGUUUUGGAGCUUGACCAAGCAGCCCGCUGCGGAAGCGGACAAGUGGGAGUACUAUGUCAACUUUUUGGGCUCCCCCGCCGGCGAGACGCCCGACUUCCCGGGAAGCUACACCCUGAGCCUGGCGCACAAGGGCGCCAACAAGCUCGUCCAGCUCAACCACUCUGACGAGCCCGGCAGGAGGAGCGCAUACUAUCUCAAGCUGGAUUCGUGA
Molecule: messenger RNA, 741 nt
Organism: Kalmanozyma brasiliensis GHG001
Lineage: Eukaryota; Fungi; Basidiomycota; Ustilaginomycetes; Ustilaginales
Exons: 1
Coding region: 1-741 (246 amino acids)
Source: RefSeq, a predicted model, not a curated record